Messenger RNA from Aspergillus puulaauensis, 2553 nucleotides. RefSeq names its product mRNA splicing protein SYF1 (gene SYF1). The transcript has 5 exons. Gene Ontology annotation, biological process: mRNA splicing, via spliceosome; generation of catalytic spliceosome for first transesterification step. Gene Ontology annotation, cellular component: Prp19 complex; U2-type catalytic step 2 spliceosome; post-mRNA release spliceosomal complex. Lineage: Eukaryota; Fungi; Ascomycota; Eurotiomycetes; Eurotiales; Aspergillaceae. The coding region runs from base 1 to 2553 and encodes 850 amino acids. The record is from RefSeq and is a predicted model, not a curated record. Gene Ontology annotation, molecular function: protein binding.
AUGCCAGGGACGCUUCUGCCCCCGAGAUCCCACCGGCAACACGCAGAGAUGGAUCGAUCUUCGGCCUCUCGGCCGGAUUUGUACCUGAUUGCCGAUAAUGACAAUGUAUAUGAGCAGGAUCUCCUUCGGAAUCCCGGCAGCAUCAAGCCAUGGCUUGCGUACAUCGAAUACAAACAGCAAAAUGGGACGCUUUAUGAGCAGGCUUUCGUUCUAGAGCGUGCUUGUAAACAGCUCCCGAGGUCCUACAAGCUUUGGAAGAUGUACUUGGAAUUUCGAACGAAACAUCUUAAGAAUCGCGAUGCAACCAAAUAUCGGGCCGAAUUUCAGAAGGUCAACGCACUGUUUGAGCGUGCGUUGAUCCUGCUCAACAAAAUGCCUCGGAUAUGGGAGAUGUACCUCUCCUUCAUGCUUCAACAGCCGAUCGUUACACAAACUAGGAGAACUUUCGAUCGUGCUCUGCGAGCUUUGCCAGUACCUCAACACAACCGGAUCUGGAAAUUAUACAAGGCUUUCGCACGCUCUGCUUCCGGUCAAACCGCAGUGAAGAUUUGGGCUCGAUACAUGCAAAUCCACCCAGAAAAUGCAGAGGAAUACAUCCACCUUCUUGUGGAGAUGGGCCAGUAUACCGACGCUGUGAAGCGCUACAUGGGGGUUCUUAACGACCCAAGGUUUCAGUCCCGGGACGGAAAGAGUAACUUCCAGCUGUUCACUGAAAUGGUGGAUUUACUAGUCUCAAAGGCGAAGAAAAUCGAGACAGGGCCUCAGUCUGGAAUUGAUGUGGACGCGAUUCUCCGCAGCGGCAUUGAUCGAUUUCCAGACCAAAAAGGUAAACUUUGGGCCGGACUAGCAACUUACUGGAUCACGAAAGGCAACUUCGAGAAGGCGCGCGAUGUCUUUGAGGAGGGCAUUACGACAGUCAUGACAGUUCGCGAUUUCACCCUUGUAUUUGAUUCCUAUGUCGAAUUUGAAGAAUCCAUCAUAGGCAACCUGAUGGAGGCUGCGGCCGUUCGGACUGAUAAUAACCAGGCUGAUGAGGAAGCCGAUUUCGAUCUCGAUCUUCGGAUGCUCAGGUUUGAACAGCUUAUGGAUCGACGACCGUUUUUGGUCAAUGAUGUGCUACUCAGGCAAAAUCCCAACAAUGUCAUUGAAUGGGAAAAGAGGGUGGCUCUUUGGGGUGACAACAACGUGGAAAUCGUCCAAACAUACACCGCUGCUAUAGCAGCCAUCAACCCCAAGAAGGCUGUGGGCAAGUUUCCGGAGCUCUGGGUCAACUACGCGAAAUUCUACGAGCGCGGUGGAGACUUGGGCCCUGCACGAGUUAUAUUCGAGAAGGCCGUGAAAGUUCCUUUCAAAUCAGUUGCAGAGCUCGCGGAAACAUGGUGCGAGUGGGCGGAGAUGGAACUGCGCAGCGAAAACUUCGAUAAAGCGGUUGAGAUCAUGGGCAAGGCAACGCAAGCGCCCAAGAAAUCGACGGUUGAUUACUUUGACGAGACGCUCUCCCCUCAGCAACGCGUUCACAAGAGCUGGAGGCUAUGGAGUUUCUACGUCGACCUGGUGGAGAGUGUCUCAUCGAUAGAGGAGACGAAGAAGGUGUAUGAGAGGAUCUUCGAGUUGCGAAUUGCUACUCCUCAGACCGUUGUCAACUACGCCAACCUCCUUGAGGAACACAAAUAUUUCGAGGAUUCGUUCAAAGUAUAUGAACGAGGCCUGGACCUCUUCACCUAUCCAGUUGCCUUUGAGCUUUGGAAUCUUUAUCUCACAAAAGCUGUUGAUCGAAAGAUUGGCAUUGAGCGUCUGCGGGAUCUCUUUGAACAGGCGCUCGAUGGCUGUCCUCCGAAGUUCGCCAAACCCCUCUAUCUGAUGUACGGAAACCUGGAAGAGGAGCGGGGAUUGGCUCGGCACGCAAUGCGAAUCUACGAACGUGCCACUCGGGCUGUCUCUGAUGAAGACCGCUUUGAAAUGUUCGAAUUCUACAUCACGAAGUCCGCCUCCAACUUCGGAUUGCCGUCCACGCGGCCGAUCUACGAGCGGGGUAUUGCCGCUUUGCCUGAUCAAGAGGCCAAGGAAAUGUGCCUCAAGUUCGCCGAGAUGGAAAGGAGAUUGGGCGAAAUCGAUCGCGCACGUGCGAUUUACGGCCAUGCAUCUCAAUUCUGCGAUCCGCGCACCAACGCGCCAUUCUGGCAGAAGUGGGAAGCUUUCGAAGUCCAACACGGAAACGAAGAUACCUUCAAGGAAAUGCUUCGUAUCAAGCGAAGUGUUCAAGCUCAAUACAACACCGACGUCAACUUCAUUGCGUCCCAGGCCAUCGCCCGCGGUCAACAAAAGGGUGAAGGCGAAGCUGAACCGGAAACUGGAGGGGAAGAAAUGGACGCAACCACAGCAGAUGCCAUGGCGGCGUUGGAACGACAAGCACGUGCACCUGUCGGCUUCGUUGCAGCCAGUACCGGACCUGAAGGUGGCAAUCGCCCUCCUGUCAACCAAGCACCUGCAGCCGCUGCUCCAGCGAACCCCGACGCCAUCGAUCUCGAUGACGAAGACAUGGAUGCGGACUAG